GGGCCUGCAGAAAGUAAACAAAUAAAGGGGGCGUGCCAAAGAUGGGAAAGAGUGUGGCCCACCAAAAACUGGCUCAUCGUUGCAAAGUACAGGAGCUGCUCCCAAGUUGUUGAGAGCUGAUUGAGGAGAACAAGCAAUAUCCGGGUUUCCUGCAUCCAAACGUACAGCUAUACAGUGUUGCGAAAAUCUGUUUGCCAAGUCACAGGAUUUUAAAAUGGCCUACUUACUCAUUGCUGUCACCAUGCUUCAUCUCAUUACACUAGCUAUGCUGUUUAUUGCGACCAUGGAAAAGUCUUGGUGGAUGUGGGAUUCCACAGAAACCUCAGACCUGUGGUACAACUGUAGGUUUGAAAACUCCACAGGAACCUGGCUGUGUGCAACCACCAAAGAAACAGAGUGGCUUCAGGCUGUACAGGUCCUCAUUGUUAUCUCAGUGGUCUUCUCCUCAGUCUCCUUCUUGGUGUUCUUGGGCCAGCUAUUCACUAUGUCAAAGGGCGGACUCUUCUACUUCACAGGACUGUGUCAAGUCUUUGCAGGUCUGACAGCUUUUUCUGCCGCACUAAUCUACACUCUGCACAAUAAGGAGAUCCUCCCAGACUCAGAAAGCCCGACUUCAGGGAACUUUGGCUACUGCUUAAUCCUGGCCUGGGUGUGCGUCCCUUUGUUGUUGUGUAGCGGGGUUAUGUACAUCCACCUGCGUAAGAAAGAAUGAUCAGACAAACAAACAUCUAUGUCAGCAGCUUCACGGUUAAUAAAACUGAAUUCAGAAUUUUGGAAAUGCAACUUUUGAAGAAGCAAAAUGUAUAACAUUAAGCACUCAGUCUUUAGCUAAUGUAACAAUUGUAUCUGUAUAUAUCGAGGCAAAAAUAUAUAUUUGACUUAACCAAACAAGCUACCAUAACAGUGAGUUCUAGAUUAGUAUAACUCAUUUGCUUUAUUACAACAUUACGAUAUGUUUUGUGUACCCUUUUCCCAACAAACCUUGUAUGUAGAAGGUUUUUGUAACAUCUUCUAAUAAAUAUCAGAAAACAGA
This is a messenger RNA of Girardinichthys multiradiatus, 1033 nucleotides long. RefSeq names its product epithelial membrane protein 3-like. Lineage: Eukaryota; Metazoa; Chordata; Actinopteri; Cyprinodontiformes; Goodeidae. The transcript is spliced from 6 exons. Gene Ontology annotation, cellular component: plasma membrane. The coding region runs from base 215 to 712 and encodes 165 amino acids. The record is from RefSeq and is a predicted model, not a curated record.